AUGCCUGCAGGGGCGUCUCCAGCCAUCAGGAAAAUCAGCGAGAAGCACGACAAGGUCUUUGCGACGGGCUGCCUCGAACCAGACACUUCGCAACCUCGCGCAAAUGCCGCGUUCGUCGUCCUUGCGCGGAACAAGGAGCUUGACGGCGUCAUUCAGUCGAUCAAGUCCGUCGAGCGCCACUUCAAUCGAUGGUACCACUAUCCGUACGUUUUCCUCAAUGACGUUGAAUUCAACGAGACAUUCAAGGAAACGGUGGCGAAAUAUGCUUCUUCAAACGUCGAAUUCGGGGUGGUAGAACCGCAUACUUGGGGGUUUCCUGACUGGAUCGACCCCAAGGUGGCCAAGGAGGGCAUUGCGAAGCAAGGCGACGCAGCAGUCAUGUACGGAGGGCUAGAGAGCUACCACGCAAUGUGUCGCUUCUACUCCGGCUUUUUCUACAACCACCCAUUGCUACAGAAGUAUGAGUGGUACUGGCGUGUCGAGCCAGAGAUUACAUACUUCUGCGACAUCACAUACGAUCCGUUCCUUAAAAUGAUUGAGGCGAACAAGACCUAUGGUUUCACCAUUGCCGUCAAGGAGCUUCGCGAGACGGUUCCCAACAUCUUUCGAUAUGCUUCGGCGUACAAGCGUCUCAACAACAUCAAAUCUCAAGGCAUGUGGGAGAUGUUUGUGGAGCCUCCGUCGGAGGAAGAACUGGAGGACGUUAAAAGUGACAAGAACCCUCCGCUCCCAGAAGAGAUCCUGGAGAAAGACUCCAGAAAGCACUCACAUGAGAAGAUCGACCCCGAAGCGAUGGAGGGCGAAAAGUACAACAUGUGCCACUUCUGGUCCAACUUUGAGAUUGCGCGUCUCAGCUGGUUCCGCAGCAAGGAGUACAACGACUUUUUCGAGAUGAUGGACCGCAGCGGGGGCUUCUGGAUGGAGAGAUGGGGAGAUGCUCCCAUUCAUUCACUGGCCGCCGGUGUCCUGUUGUCACCGAAAGACAUCCAUUACUUCCGUGACUUUGGCUACCGACACACCACAAUCCAGCACUGUCCGGCAAAUGCGCCCGACGGACAAUUACCCCGAGAACCGUAUUUCGAAAUGGCAGACCCCGAUGAGAAGCGUCGCAAAGAAGAGGAUGCGUACUGGGCCGAUUACGACGAAGAGAGAGAAAACGGUGUCGGGUGUCGCUGCCGGUGCGAUACCGACAUUGUUGAUGUAGAGGGCAAAGACGGCUCAUGCCUUGCAGAGUGGGUAGAUGUUGCGGGCGGCUGGGCCAACCCAUGA
Messenger RNA from Emericellopsis cladophorae, 1269 nucleotides. RefSeq lists its product as uncharacterized. Gene Ontology annotation, cellular component: Golgi apparatus; membrane. NCBI's taxonomy places the organism in Eukaryota, Fungi, Ascomycota, Sordariomycetes, Hypocreales, Bionectriaceae. Bases 1 to 1269 code for a protein of 422 amino acids. Gene Ontology annotation, molecular function: alpha-1,2-mannosyltransferase activity. The record is from RefSeq and is a predicted model, not a curated record. Gene Ontology annotation, biological process: protein N-linked glycosylation; cell wall mannoprotein biosynthetic process. The transcript has 4 exons.